CAAAGAAAAGUCCUGUUUGAUUCCACCCCCUAUGCACAGCAGCAGUUGGAAGGACUUGUUUUCCUUUUUCUUUCUCCCCUUUUUUCCCUUUUUAACCUGUGCUCUGUCAGGUCCAUAAUCAGUUGUGAAUUCAACUCCUUUGCUGACAAUGAAUACCACACACUCUGCAUUUUCAUUUCAACCUGUGCUGCUUAAUGUCACCGAAGACUUCAACGACUCAACUCUGAACAACAGAAGUGGCGAUGGAUUUUGUGAGCAGGUCUUCAUAAAAGCCGAGGUCUUCUUGACUUUAGGGAUCAUCAGCCUCCUGGAAAACAUCCUUGUCAUUCUUGCAGUGCUGAAGAAUGGAAACCUACAUUCUCCCAUGUAUUUCUUCCUCUGUAGCUUGGCUGUGGCAGAUAUGUUGGUGAGCAUGUCAAACGCCCUGGAGACUGUCAUGAUUGCAAUCCUGAGCAACGGCUACUUGAUCAUUGAUGACCACUUCAUCCAGCACAUGGACAAUGUUUUUGACUCAAUGAUUUGUAUUUCUUUGGUAGCCUCAAUUUGCAACCUGUUGGUUAUAGCCAUUGACAGGUACAUAACUAUUUUCUAUGCUCUCCGUUACCACAGCAUCAUGACUGUGAAGAAAGCUUUAACCUUGAUUGUGGUCAUUUGGAUUGCUUGUAUCAUCUGUGGCAUCAUAUUCAUUGCCUACUCAGAGAGCAAAACUGUCAUUGUGUGUCUCAUCACCAUGUUCUUUACCAUGCUCUUCCUCAUGGCCUCCCUCUAUGUCCACAUGUUCCUCUUCGCCCGCCUGCACGUGAAGCGAAUCGCAGCCCUGCCCGUGGAAGGGGUGCCCUACCAGAGGACCUGCAUGAAGGGAGCUGUCACCAUCACCAUAUUGCUGGGUGUCUUCAUUGUCUGCUGGGCACCUUUCUUCCUCCACCUCAUCCUCAUCAUUUCUUGCCCGAUGAAUCCAUACUGCAUCUGCUACACCUCACACUUCAACACUUACCUGGUGUUGAUAAUGUGCAACUCGGUGAUUGACCCACUCAUUUAUGCUUUCCGGAGUCUGGAGAUGAGAAAGACUUUCAAAGAAAUAGUGUGUUGCUGUUAUGGCAUGAGUGUGGGACAGUGCAUGCUGUAAACAUCUGGCUUUGGGUGGAAAAUGCACACAAUAGGUGUAUGCAUUUAUAUGUAUGUAUUGUCAAGAUACACAGCAGCUCACUUUUAAUGCAGUGCCUGAAGGAAGGGUGCAGGAAAGAAAAAUGCCUUCUACAUGAUGCCUUGUUUCAUACUUUUCAGAACGAGAAACAGUUUCAACUGAAUUAUAGGAAGUUUUUUAAGUGGUUAUAACAGAAGGAAAUCCAGA
This is a messenger RNA of Myiozetetes cayanensis, 1351 nucleotides long. RefSeq names its product melanocortin 3 receptor (gene MC3R). Gene Ontology annotation, molecular function: melanocyte-stimulating hormone receptor activity; peptide hormone binding. The record is from RefSeq and is a predicted model, not a curated record. Lineage: Eukaryota; Metazoa; Chordata; Aves; Passeriformes; Tyrannidae. Gene Ontology annotation, biological process: G protein-coupled receptor signaling pathway. The transcript has a single exon. The coding region runs from base 149 to 1126 and encodes 325 amino acids. Gene Ontology annotation, cellular component: membrane.